Monosiga brevicollis MX1 is the source of this 10077-nucleotide messenger RNA. RefSeq lists its product as uncharacterized. The transcript has 17 exons. The record is from RefSeq and is a predicted model, not a curated record. NCBI's taxonomy places the organism in Eukaryota, Choanoflagellata, Craspedida, Salpingoecidae. The coding region runs from base 1 to 10077 and encodes 3358 amino acids. Gene Ontology annotation, molecular function: protein binding; ATP hydrolysis activity.
AUGAUUAACAAAGAUGCCAUGGAUGCACAUCCCCCUCCAACACCCCUCACUCGCUUGCAAUCCAACACGGCCCACAUGCUUGAGGAGUUGCGCGCCAUGCGUCUACAGCAGCAGCAGCAUCAUAUAAGCAUACCCGAUUUAGAUUCCGUGUCCGACACGGCCCCAGCCGACCGGCGUUUCGCUGCGCCCCCCAAGAAAUACAUUGAAGAUGCCAUCGCCGCCGCGCAUACGCUCCUGCAGCGUCAAGCCCAUGACCAGCACCGUGACCAGCCUCGCCUUAGCCCUGCCACUGGCCCUGCCACCAGCAUGAGUCCUCCCACUCAGCUUAGUUUGACCCGCAGCCAACCAAGCCUGACAAUCCACAGCUCUCUGCGACUUGAUGAUCCAGGUGCCCCAGCACGCUUCGCCGAACACACGCCCGGGCCAUCGCAAUCUCUCGGCAUCUUCGACCGGUCACAUGAAAAUGGAGCUGCUCGACUCGCACAAUCCGCCCCAUCAGCAAUUGACCCGUCCGCCGGCUCGUUGACCAGCCUUAUACAGGUUUACGACCGGCAGCGACAACAGCACAUCUCCCUCCUUCAGGACAUUGUUGUUGAGCUACUCUCGACCCAACCUGAUCAAGCUGACCUUCAAAAAGCCCUUCGUCUCAGCCAUCGCAUGAAUGCCGAAUACCGCGCCGAAAUCGAUCGCCUCCACCAUCGGCAGGCCCUUGAUCUGCCCCGGAUCCAGGGCUCGCUGCGCCACUUAGACAACUUGCGGCAACGCCUAGAGGUCUUUCGGGACAGCAGUCCCGGGCCAAGCGACCAUGUUCUUCGCCAGGCGCUUCAAGAGCAGCAAUCCCGGGUCCAUCAACUGGAACAUGACUUGGCGGACCAAGCAGCGUCCCUGCGCCGGUACGAAGAAGACUUGGAGCAGUCUCGUGACUUGGCACGUACUGAGCAAAGUCGUAGGUCAACGCUGCAGCGUGAGCUGACGGAACAACAAGCCGCCUGGCACGCUGAGCGAGACGUGUGGUCCCAAGAGCGCAAAAGGCUCACCGCACAAAUUGAUCAAAUGCAAGGCCAGCUGACAGCGCUAGCUGCGCAAGAGCAAGCAGCCCUAACCCGCGUCUCGGCUGCCGAACAAGCUGCCGAGGCACAGGCUGCGAUAGCGGCGCAGACCGAGGCCCGCUGGGCUAAGCAACACAAUCAGGAACUGGAGGAGCUACGCGCCACAGUCGCAUCCAGGGAUGAAGAGCUGCGUGAGCUUCGCGCGCAGCAAUCGCAAUCGUCCGUGAAUGCCCAAACCGCCCAAGAACGGCUACACCAACAAUUGCAGCAAAUGGAGGAGCGGUUGGGCCAUCAGGCUACUGCACAAAACAGUCUGGAAGCGCAAGCUCAACGCUAUCGCCGUUUGUACGAAAGUCGCACCAAGGAGAUUGAGGAGUUGACGCGCAAGCAAACCGAGCGACAUGAGGCUCAGCAGCAACUUCUCAACGACAAAGCCGCCCUGAUUGAUCAGCUCAAACAGGAGCUGCACGAGGUGCGCAUGCACUCGAUUCCUCAUGAAGCACCCAAAGAGGCACCACAGGCAGACUUUCUAGCCCUGCAAGCACGCUGUGACAAGUUUGCGGCAGAAAAUGAGCGCUUGUUGGCAGAACACGAACGCCUGUGCACCCAACACGAAGCUGAUGUGGAGAAACUACAUCGCUGGGCCAUCGAGCGCGAGGAACUCGACAGUACUUGCAGUAGCCUGCGUGCUGAAAUCAGUAAGUGGCGCCAGCGAUCCUCCAGCGCGGAAGCAGAACAACAGCAACUUCGGAACCAGUUGCAAGAACGGAUCGAUGAACUCGAGGCGCAAGCUUUCAAGACGUCUUCGGCAGCAGCUGCGCCAUCCCCACACAACCGAGUGCCGGACCAAACGGACCGAACGUCGAUGACGGACACGUUAUCCCAACAAGAAGCGCAGUUGGCGGAGCAGCGAGCGUAUCUGGACGUCGAGCGACGUGAGCUGGCGCAGCAACGUGACCAGCUUGCCAUGCGUUUGCAGGAACUGACACAGCUGCAAAGCAACUUCAAGGCCCGGGAUGGACAGCUCCGCCACGACCGUGAUGGACUGGAGCGGGAUCGCCAAGAAUGGACCCUAGCGCAGCAACAGCAACGUCGAGCGCUGCAAGAACAAGAGCAACGGUUACGCGAGCAGGAACAACAACUUCGAGAGCAAGAGCAACGGUUACGCGAGCAGGAACAACAACUUCGAGAGCAAGAGCAACGGUUUCAGCUGGAACAACAACAACAACAACAACAACAACAACAACAACAGUUGUUGUCGUCGCAACCUUUGCCACAGUCGGCUUCUUCCCAAGAGCCAUCGGCUGCCUCUGGGGUGUCUGAACAGCACACAGAUGGCGUGAACCUGUCCGAGCCAGACUGGCGUGAGGCUUGUCUGGCAUUAGAAGCAGAAAAUCAGCGCUUGGUGGCUCGGAUGGAGGAGCUCAACGAGGUGCACAACCGAUUACAACAAGAGGUGCAGGAGGCACGUGACCAGCUAGAGGAGGCAAAGACGACCCACCAGGCCAAGGUGACGGCACUUACACAGGCCUCUCGACAGCAAUCACGUCGUGCGUCGGACCAGCAAAAGCAAUUGGACAAGCUGCGAAACAGCUGUGACUUGCUGAGUGAACAAAACCAAAGUCUACUAGAACGGCUGGAUCUGGUGGCUCAAACCUCGGUUGGGAGCGAAACGAGCUACUCGAUUCCCGAGGUCGAGGAGAUGUCGGCGCGAGAGGAGGAGCUGCAGCAAGCCCUUCGCACUGAGCGUGAACGGAACAUGGAGCUUCUGGCUCGCCUCGAGCAGGUCACGACCCAUGCAAGUGCCGGUGAGAGCUCCGACCUCGACAUGACUCAACCAGAAGCAACUGCCUCUGCUGACCACGCUACGCAUGAUGUGGGCUGUGGUCCACGAUUGCACAACCGCGCCUCGGACCGGCGAUGGAAAAGCAAAUAUCAGCAGGGCUUUCACAUUGCAGCUGUCAUCGCACUCCGCGGGCAGCGCUGGCGAGAGCGCGCUCAAAGUCUUCAGCAAGAGCUGCAAGUUGUGAAGAUGACGUUGAGCAACCAAUGUGAGCUGUACCAACAGGCCACUGAUAUGGUCAACCGCGCCGAAGCAGCGCUGGAAGCAUCGGAGCGCGGCCGGGAUCGGGACCACGGCAAUGAGCCGACCAGCAUGCGACCCAACCCCUUUGCCCAUGUACCUACGGAUGCAGUGUUGCCCACGCCGAGCGUGGAAGAACCGAUGAAGCUCCAAGAGCUGCAUGCGCCAGCGCAGGCGGCCCAGCCCGAGCGGGCGAGCCGUCGUGAAACGCUGUUUCCUGUGGCGCCAUCCAGGUCCACACCAGAGCCGCAUUUGCUCGAUGGUCCAUCUGAUGGCGCUUUGACUCGGGCCGCUAUUCCCGAUGCUCGCGCUCAGACAACUGAGCCGCUUGCCUCGCCGGAACCCCGCUUGAGCUCCCCUCAACCUUUGGUCUUUCGGGAGACCCGAAACAUGGCAACCCCUCCUAUGGAAGCAGAACCAGAAGGCUCGCUGCUCAAGUUGAAUGGACGUUUUAGCCCGCAGGUAGAUGAGGGACCGCUGAUUGAAGCGGCAAGUCCGAGCAGCCUGAGCCCCAGUCUGCGGGCGCCAGUCUCCCUCAACAGCUUGUCCGAGGAAGAAAUUCGCAUGCAGCUUGAUGCGCUGACAGAGACCUUGAAGCAGCAGGAGUUGACAGAUGACCUGCGGAGUAUGUUGGUUCACAAGGUCGUGGCGCUACGGCAUCAGCUUUUGGAACUGACGGAUCAUACUACGUUGAGCUUUGAUCACACCGAGGAGACAAAACCAGACGACCACCUGCGGUGGAUCGCUGAUGCCCAGGAAUUCCCUCAUUCUUUUUUCUCCGCGCACACAAAAGUGAGUGUUUUUUUUCGAAUCUCUCUCUUCUCUCUCUCUCUCUUCUCUCUCUUCUCUCUUUUCUCUCUCUUUCUCUCUCUCUCUCUCUCUCUCUCUCUCUCUCUCUCUCUCUCUCUCUCUCUCUCUCUUUUUCAAAUCACUUCUUCUCUCUCUUCUUUCAGUUUUUUUUUUUUUUUUCUGAGCCGCGACAUUGCAUUUGGCUCGAACCGGCUUGAUGAGCCAAAAGCAGCAAAAACACAAUGUUCUCCCUCCCUCCCUAGCGAGGAGCAAAAAGAUAAAGUGGGCGCGGACGGAUUUUCGUUCCGCGGAUUCGCUGUCUGGUCCGGAAUCAUUGAGCGCUCCCUGUUGGUACCCGCCGACAAGGCCGAGUGCACCUUUACAUUGGGGCUUCUGGACGCCGGCCCCUUUGAAGCCAACCCGGAGCUGGUGGCUCGCCGCCUCCUCAACAGCGGCGCAGCUCGUGUCCGUAAAUCCGACAACGCUCGCGUGUCCCAUUAUUGCUUUGCCGCCGACACCCUCUGCGAGGUCAACCUUGACGUCUGCACAACCGCCACCCACACCGAGGAACUCAAGCGCUACGAUGGUUUGCUUGUCCUGAGUCAUGCCGACGACGCCGAUGCCUGCGAUCGCUUGGAUAAAGCUCAGCUAAAAAUCGAAAAAGCGCGCGGAGAAGGCUUUCCUUGCAUCAUUGUGCUCUGCGUCCGUCCGGACAAUGCCCUGGCCACAGAUUCCUGCAAUGCGAACGUGCGGGAACUGCAAAAGGUUGCUCACUUGCACUGUAUGGCCUUUGAGGAAGCCAAGCUUGAUGAGCCAGAGCGUCUUGGACGUGCCUUGGAAAACUUGGUGCUGCUCGCCUACUGGACCGCACGCAACGUGGACAUUGUCACGCCCGACAUUGCUCUCACCCACUAUUGGGAAGAACAUACCAAAGAACAAAACAUCAAACGCAAAGCCAGUCAAGAAAUCGCCAAACUGCCGCUGCCGCCCUCCGUCGUAAAAGAGGGCUGGCUCUAUAAGCUAUGCCGAGGCCAGGGUCGCAUGAAUCGAAAAAACUGGGCUUCUCAGUACUUUACCCUGGAGCGCAACGUUCUGUCCUUUAGCCGAGGCCCGGAUCAACUACGAAACCCCUUGGGCAUGUACAACGUCAAGACCGUUGAGGACAUUCGCCUGGACACCAAAAGCAGCCGCCCCAUCCUGGUUAUGACCAUGCCUGAAGAAGAGAUUUGGCUCUACGCAGAAAGCCCCGUGGAGACGCGACACUGGUACGCCUGCGUGUGCGCUGCCCGGCAACAACAGCGGCGACAGUCUGACGGCACGACCCUGCAAGGCGACGAUUUACUUCCCGAGCGUCGUGAGAUGAACCUGGCCACCGCCGCCGCCGCCGGUGCCACCACAAACGCCCAGCAGGACCCAUUGCUCGAUCAAAACGGCCACCUCAAGCCCAAGUACAAAGCAGCGCUUGAACAUGCCGAAAUCUUCCUCUCCCAGGCCUCGGAAGUGCCGAUCAACGAGACGCUGCAGGACGCGCUCGUGCGCGGCACCCUGUCCGUCAACUACAACUCGCCUUCUCGGGUUGUGCGCUUGUUCUUGGCGGGCGGCUUGCAUGACUUUCGCCAUGAGCGCACCACCUUCCACACCUACGUCGUGCCCUACUUGGUUCUCUUUUGCCGCAACCUCAAUCUGGAAUUUGAGGUUGUAGACCCGGCUUGGGGGCUUGGUAGCAACGAGAUGCAGCUCAUGCCCGACGCUAUCGACCUUGAAGCCUCUCUUGUCCAAGAAUGCCUCGAUACGUCCAUGAGCACAGCCUUUGUGGCUCUCGUUGGCUCGCGUGCCGAGCCUGCGCCCUUGCCCCACGUGAUACCCGAACACGAAUACCGCAUUCUACGUCUGGCCAUCAUGCGCGAGGCCGACGACAAAACCGCUGGUGCCGCUGCCGUUGCCUUUCUGGACCAGUGGUACCUUCGGGAUGAAAACCACCAUCCCGUUACCCAUCGCGUGCUCGUCGACCCCAAAACACGCUUUCCGCUCUUUUCGGGUAGCCGCAAGGAGCGUCAGGCAGCUCUGCGCAGCUGGCAAAGCGCCCAGGCUCGUCUCAGGCAAAUGCUCGUACGAGGCGCUGCACAGCUCCAAUCCGAGCCCAGCUACGCCCGCUACGUCCGAAGUCGUAUCGAUCAGCUCUGUGCCGUUGGGGUUGACCAAAAUGAGUCGCGUGGCAGCCAAGUCACCCUUGUCAACCGUGUAUUCACCGAUCCCAACCCAGAGGAUCGGGCCGCCUCCAUUUUUCUCAUUGCGGCCGACGCCAUUGAGGACGAUCGCAAGCGCGUCGAACGCCUCAAGCGCCGGCUCGUCGAUCUUCUUGAUUCCACCCGCCUGCUGCAGUACCGCCUGGACUGGGCCCCCGGCCACGGCUUCCACAGCAAACAGCACCAGGCCAUCAUUACACAUUCGUUGGAGACCCUGGUCGACAGUCUCUCCUCGGACAUUCUCAAUGCUUGCACCCAAGUUCCCCACGACAACCUCCUCACGGAAAUCAAUGAGCACCGCCAACACUUGCACCGCAUGAUCAAGCAAACUGGUUUCACUCGACCGCACUAUCUCAGCGAAAUCACCACGUACCUGGCUGAUUCUUGGCGCUCCACAACCGCAGAGAAUGAUCAGGGGCGACCCACUGGACCCCUCGUCCUCUACGGGCAAAGCGGUGCCGGCAAGUCUUGGUUGGCAGCUCACGCCAUUCGCGCCAUUCAGGCCGAGAACCCAGACGUGAUUGUGGUACACCGAACACUAGGUCUGACCCAGCCCUCCUGCACUGCCAAGCAGCUCAUGCUCGGCGUCUGUGAGCAGCUCCUGCGGGCCUUUGGCAAGGCAAGUGCAGGACUGACCUACACCCUGGAGGAACUGGCUCAGCAAUAUCAGCGCUUGCUCCACCUGGCUACGGCGGCCACUCCCGUCUGUGUAGUCCUUGACGGACUGGAUCACCUAGACCUCACUGAUGGUGCCAUGUUCAGCGCGACAUGGACCCACUUGGCGGCUGCCCUGCCUGCCCAUGCCCGUGUUCUAUUGACAUCGGCUCCGCAGGGCAUCUCCAUCGGUGCAACGGUUGAUGUGAUGGGCGUGCUCAACCGCACGGCCGCGCCCUUUUGCCGUUUCAUUGAAGUGCGACCGUUGAAUCGGGAAAUGCUCAGUCCGUCUGCGGUCGUUGUCCUAAUGAAGGACGUACAUGGACGCAGCGUCACUGUCGACCAGGCCAAGUCCAUCGUCUGGGCCUUUGAUGCUUGCCCGCAACCCCUGCAUCUCAAGCUCCUCCUCCAGGUCGCUGCCCGCUGGCGGUCCUUCACGCCUUUUGGUGAAGGUCCGGCGUGCCUUGAACACGGGGAGAUGGGCAGUAUCGAUGCCACACUCGAGAUUCUUCUUGCCUGUCUUGAGGACGAACAUGGCGAGCCGAUCGUGGCGCGUGUGCUGUGUGCGUUGGUCACGACCAAGUAUGGCCUAUCAACCCGAGAAAUCUUGCGCUGCCUCGAGCUGGACGAAACUGUUGCCAAAUACUUGGGUGCUCGCGCUCAGGCGACACCAGGUCUCUCAUCGCCCUCGAGCGUGAUCUGGUACCGCCUGCGGCGGGACCUCGAUGCCAUUCUGAUCCGGGCCAUCGAGUUUGGGGUUGAUGUCUACAAGAUUCACCACGGCGCUGUAGUGGAUGCCAUCCUUGCACGCUAUGGUCUGCGCGACGUUUCUGCCCAACUUGAAGCUCAUCGCUUUAUGGCUCUCGUGGCUGAGACUUGCAUGCGCUCGGUCAUUCAAGCCGAGCAAGGCCUCAAUGCACGCGAUUUCAGUGAAGCUGGGCAAGCCCGCCGCCGAGGCUCUGGCCCCAACGCGGAGAGCAAGCGGCCCAUCAAACUGCUCGCCAAGCGCAAAAGUGAAAAGUCUAGCAUUAACAUCCUUGCCAACGUAUCCGGGGGCUCAGCCGCCCUUCAGGCCCUUGCGGCGCGGUUAACGGGUCCCAUUCAGCGGGGCACCCAUGGCAUGCGCCCCAUCGGACCAUCGGAUCACUUCACUUCAGCCGAGGCCCGUGGCGCCCUCAGCUUGUGCCACCACCUGCUCGAAGCUGGUGCAUUGACCCAGGUCCUUGAGUGGCUCAGCGAUGCGACCUUUCUGGCCAUAACCUCGCAGCACAUGAACAUUGACCAGCUGCUGCAAGACUUUCAUCGUGCUGCCUUGGUCAUUCCCCCGGAGCGACUGGCCGUCUUGCACUCUUUUGUGGCCGAGGCAGCUCCCGUCAUGGUCACGCACCGGCACGCCUCACUGGUGCAGCAGGCCUUGGGUAACCACUUUGCCCCACGUGAAAUAGUAGCUGACAUGUUGCAUCUGGCACGCCAGUUGCCCGUACAUCAGCAAAGGUGUCUGUUUGUUGACGUUGCUCCGCCGGCCAUGCAUGAGCUGGACGUGAAUCAGGUGGGCGGAGCCGGCCACGGUUCUCUGAAUAAGCUACUCUUUUCUCCAGACGGUCGCCGUCUUCUUUGCGUGUAUGCGAGCAAGGCCGUCGUGGUGUUUGAUACUGCGAGUGGGCGCGUCGAACAUACACUUACCGGGCACAAGAACAAGAUCUUGGACGGCGUCGUCGCCACCGACGAGCCCGUGCUUUUCACGAGUGCCGGUGAUGGUGUUCUUCGGCGUUGGGACUACGUGGCCGGUAAACUGGACAAGAAGAUUACCAUCCCGGCACGCCACGGGCAGGCAGACCAGCUCUCUGCUUGCCAGGACGCGUCGUGUGUUGCCGUGCGCUACAGCAACGGCACGCUUCAUUUGUGGAGCAUGUCAACCAACGAGUUGCAUGAGCUGCGCGAGCACACGGACGUGGUGAGCUAUUGUGAGUUUGCAUCCAGUGGCCAAACCCUCGCCUCGGCUGGCCGCGAUGGCCUCGUAAUUCUGUGGUCUGCCCGUGCUCUCAAAGCCAUGCGCGUCUUGCGUGGCCACGAUGGCCCCGUGGACAUGUGCAAGUUCCACUCCAGUGGAACGCUACUCCUUUCCACUGGUGAGGACGCCCAGGUCAAGAUUUGGGAAGUUCGCACGGGUCGCUGCCUCCAGACACUGCACAACCGAUCGCAUGACGCAGAGCUGUGCGCUUUUGCACCCGGCUUUGAUUGCAGCCAAAUUGUAGCAGCCUCCCGCGAUGGCAGCGUCCAGCUCUGGACGUUUCUCGAGCAGGUUGAGGGCGAGACAGCGGCGCGGCCGGGUGUCAACCAUCUCUACGAGCGCACCAGCGUUCAUAUGCAGGAGUUGGCUGUCGAGUGUGGUAUGACCCAUGCCGUGAUGAGCUGCGAGUUUGCGACGCCACAUCUCAUCGUGGCAGCUACAGAUACGGCUCUUGCAGUAUGGGAGGCUCGAAAUGGCCGCCGCGUUUUUGCGCUGCCUGGCCAGUGGCCUGUCUGGACCAUCACGCCCAACAACCGCUACCUUCUAGCAGCCAGUGCCGAAGGGCGAUUGCACGUGGUUGAGCUGCGGCCUUUGCUGCAGGGUCUGCGGGACGAUGAUGGCCUGGACCGAGCGCAACGCUUGCGCGGGUCGGACUUUCGCUUGGUUCGGGGGCCAUCGUCUCUGCUAGAGUCCACGCGUGAGGAGGAGGCCAGUGUGUUAAGCUUGGCGUAUAACGAAGCCACCAAGCGUAUCUUGGCCACCUGUGACAAAGGCGCCUUUGGGGAGUACGAGUGCGCAGGUGAACAGCGCCAGCGCUGGGUGUGCAAAAGUGGUCAACCCAGUCACGAGAUGCAUGACCAUCAUGAUACUGUCACGUGUCUGGGCUUUGCCGUCAUGGGACAGCACCUGGCAAGUGGUGGCAACGAUCAUGACGUGUGCGUUUACUCGCUGGGAGGCGCAGGCCGAUUGUAUCGGCGACUGACCGGCCAUCGUGGUCCUGUGGUUGGGGUUGAGUUUGUUCCCCGCCCGCGUUCAGCCAUGUUGCUGAGCGCGGCGCUGGACGGCGUGGUGAAAAUGUGGGAUGCUGCGGCUGGGUUGGAGCUGGUCUCCUUCAUGCCCACCGGGGCGCCGCUUACGGCCAUGAGUGGCCUCUUUACAUCCGAGGAGGAUCGUUUGCAGUUUGUCGUGGGUGAUGUAUAUGGCCGCAUCCGCUGCCUCCGCCAGCUCACGAGCUUUGACAAGUAG